UUCCGAGUCCUGCGGAAGGAGUGACCACAAUGGUACGCUGAGUUCAUUGAGAUAAAAAGAAACGGUAUUGAAAGAACCGUCUGUGUUUGUCUCUGUGUUUGGCUACACUCCACAGCGUUUCUCCCGAGAAAGUUUGAAAAACUGCUUCGCCAUGGACACUGCGGUGCUGAGCCUCCAGGGCUUGUACGACACGAUGAGGACGCAGGUUGACCUCCUCAACGAGAACAUUGAGCCCAACUUCAUUCAGAUGGCACAAAACUUCGACGACUGCCGUCGCAAAUGGCUGCGGGCUGAACUGGAGCUGGGCUCCUGCAAAGAGUCCCUCACCAAGACCGAGACGGAGCGGGGAGCUCUGGAGGUCAAACUGAAGCACGCCCGCAACCAGGUGGACGUGGAGAUCCGCCGCAGACAAAAAGCAGAAGCAGACUGUGAAAAGCUGGACCGUCAGAUUCAGCUGAUCCGGGACCUCCUGACCACUGAAGGCUCCUCCAACAGCAUCCAGCUGAGUGCAGAGCAGCGCUCAGCUCUGGCCUUCCUCAACACAAACUGUCAGCCAACCUCCCACCUGAAUACCAGCCGAAGAAUGACGACAAUAGAUGAGUCUGCCUCCAUCCUGUCAGACAUCAGCUAUGACAAAACAGAUGAUUCUCUGGAUUGGGAUUCCUCCACUGUGAGGCCAGCCCGACUGAAGAAACGAGAGAAGCGGCGCUCCUCCAGAAACCACAUUGAAGGUCCUCCAACUGCUUCCAAAAGGUCUCGAUCAACAAGCAAAACUGCAGGAAUGGGAAAUGAAAGCCUUGUAACAACAACCACAGUGACUGUUCCUGCGGGCGGUGGACCUGUGGAGGCAGUUUCGACUAUAGAGACUGUUCCUUACUGGACUCGGAGUAGGAGAAAGACCGCUGCUAUGGAGUGGGACUCUGAAUCUGUUAAGUCUGUGGAUGUCUUCAAGCAGCCUGACAACCCAGAGGAAGAGAUCAGAGUGAUGCCCUCUACCCCGCAGAGCAAAAGCGGUGUCCGCUUUCACGAGUUUGUCUCCAAGACGGUAAUCAAGCCCGAGUCCUGUGUGCCCUGCGGAAAGAGGAUCAAGUUCGGCAAAGUUUCGCUGAAGUGCCGUGACUGCAGGGUGGUCUCGCACCCUGAGUGCCGCGAGCGUUGCCCCCUGCCAUGCAUCCCCAACUUGGGUGGCACACCAGUCAAAAUUGGGGAGGGUGUGCUCGCUGACUACGUCCCAGACACUUCGCCCAUGAUCCCGCCGCUCGUGGUCCACUGUAUCAGCGAGAUCGAGCAGAGGGGCUUGCAUGAGGCUGGACUGUACCGUCUUUCCGGAGCCGAGCGCACCGUGAGGGAGCUCAAAGACAAGUUCCUCCGCAGCAAAACCGUCCCCGUCCUCAGCAAAGUGGACGACAUCCACGCCAUCACAGGCCUCCUCAAGGACUUCCUGAGGAACCUCAAGGAGCCCCUGGUCACCUUCCGCCUCAACCGGCCCUUCAUGAACGCAGCCGAGGUUUCAGACGACGACAACAGCAUCGCCCUGAUGUACCAGACCAUCGGCGACCUGCCUCAAGCCAACAGAGAGACUCUGGCUUUCCUGAUCCUUCAUCUGCAGCGCGUCGCUGACAGUCUGGACACCAGGAUGGACAUCAGUAACUUGGCCAGAGUCUUUGGCCCGACCCUUGUGGGACACGCCGUUCCCAACCCGGACCCAAUGACCAUCCUGCAGGACACCAAACGGCAGCCGAAGGUUGUGGAGCGCCUGCUGGCUCUGCCUGCCAGCUACUGGAGCCAGUUUGUGAUCGCAGACAGCGAGAAGCCCAACUUGGACCAUCUGAUCAUAGAGAACGCAAACUGCUACGCCACCCCCGAGAGAGUGAGCAUCCUGGGACCCCUGACCACUCCAGAGCACCAGUUCAAUAAGACCCCCUCCUCUAGUUCGCUGUCUCAACGCAUGAAGUCCACUCUAACACCCAGAUUUGGGAGCAAAAGCAAGUCGGCCGUCAAUUUUGCUCAGAAGGGAAAGUUCUUUUCAUCGCCUCUCCUCAAAUAAUAUGAAGGAGCUAAUCUCCACUCUGUCCUCAACCAGAAGUACCACCUGAUGCAUUUGUGCGUUUAUGCAACACAUAAAAGCUUCCAGAUUAGGCUUCCUCUCUGAAUUCCUUGUAUUUUGCAGAAUUAGUAGUUGUAUUUACGUGUUUGUUUUUUAACCAAAUAGUAGGUUUUUCUAUCUAUGCACCCUUGUGUCUUUAGAGUAGUUGCUUUGAUGUAAUUCUUCACAUGCCAUCCUCAUCUGGGACUUGAAGAGCGUACUGUAUUCCCGCCUGUUUUAAGAAGCGUGCUCGCAGAUGAAAAUAUGUCCUGUUCCUGUUUUAUUGUAACCAUUUCUUUCGGGAGUUUUUCGGCCCAUGUGUCACUCAGAGGUUGAAAAAUUGCUUGUUGGGCGUUUCAUUUCAGGGCGUGUGUGUGUGAGUGUGUGUUGAUCAGUUUUGCCGUAGUUUCUUUUUGGGAUUAAACAGUUGUCACCAGUGACGUGUCAUGUAAAUGUUUAGAAUUGUAUGUUCCUCUUUUCAUUUUCAGUCAGAACUAAAACCAGUAGUUUAACAGACUAAAAAUGACACUUAUGUCUUCUUGACCAGUUGUAGAUUUUUUUUUAUUAUUAUUUUUACGUCUCUUUGCGAGGGCCAACAAAGCCGCGGACUCCCAUUGGCUGUGAUCACCAGGAACACUGUCCGCUGGUUGAUUUGUUCCGGCCUGUAAUCUUUACUUUAUGUGACGAUUUCCCCACCACCACCAGUGUUUAUGGCCCUGUGUAAUGUUUGUACUGUGGGGAGAUUUACUCUGAGCAAUCCCCUGCAAAAGGCAUUUACUUUGUUAUAUUAACCAGUUCAGUUCACUGUGGCAUUAUUUGAUUAUUGGCACACUGUCUGCAGUUCAUGUAACUUAUAAAAUACAUUUCUAGCAU
Messenger RNA from Salarias fasciatus (jewelled blenny), 2959 nucleotides. RefSeq names its product Rac GTPase activating protein 1 (gene racgap1). Gene Ontology annotation, cellular component: midbody; cleavage furrow; centralspindlin complex. The transcript is spliced from 17 exons. Gene Ontology annotation, biological process: mitotic cytokinesis; mitotic spindle midzone assembly; Rho protein signal transduction. Gene Ontology annotation, molecular function: GTPase activator activity. Lineage: Eukaryota; Metazoa; Chordata; Actinopteri; Blenniiformes; Blenniidae. The record is from RefSeq and is a predicted model, not a curated record. The coding region runs from base 152 to 2047 and encodes 631 amino acids.